UCAGUGCUUGGAAAAAGAACACACAACACAGUGAUGUCACGGAUACCCGAGUGGGGAUACGGCACUGCCAAUGGUCCAGACACAUGGGCAGAUUAUUUCCCAUCGGCCAAAGGACAACACCAAUCGCCUAUUGAACUGCACACCCGGUAUAUUAGGCACGAUGCGAGCCUGAAGCCAUGGACUGCUUCCUACCGCCCAUCCUCUUCCUUGACUAUUCUCAAUGAUGGUACUACAAUCAGAGCGAUGUUCGAUGGUUCAUCAGUGUUAAAAGAUGGACCUCUUAAUGGAACCUACAGACUGCUGCAAUUGCAGUUUCAUUGGGGUUCUUCUGAUGACCAAGGAUCUGAACACGUUAUAGAUGGACUGAGAUAUGCAGGAGAGAUACAAUUUGUUCAUUGGAACUCAAAGUAUGAAAAUAUUACAGAAGCCAAGAAGCAUCCUGAUGGAGUGGCCAUAAUAGCUGUGUUUUUAAAAAUUGGCAAAGCAAAGCAGCAUCUGAAUGCAAUUUUGGAAGCACUAGGCUGCAUAAAGGCAAAGGGAAGAAAAGCUCAUUUCACAGAUUUUGACCCUUCAAUCCUGUUCCCUACGUCUCGGGAUUACUGGACAUACCAAGGCUCCUGUACAACCCCCCCAUGUCAGGAGGGUGUCAGCUGGCUGCUCCUAAGAGAACCCAUCCCAGUCAGCCCAGAACAGAUGAAGAAAUUUAGGAGUCUUCUUGCAACUAUGGAGUGUGAAAUCCCAAUACACUUGGUUGACAAUUAUCGGCCCACCCAGCCCCUGAAUGGGAGAGAAGUUAGAGCAUCUUUUGACUAGAAGACCGUUCUGCAGGAAUGAAGCUUAGACUGUGAUGCAUGCAUUGCUAGCUGAUAAUCCCAAAAGCAGAUCCUUGAAAAAUAUUACAUUAUAAUCUCAUUUCUGAUAUAUCCAUUGUGCUCACCCUUUUAACCAUUAAAUUCAAUAAAGAAGUGGCUAUGUUG
This is a messenger RNA of Bufo bufo (common toad), 977 nucleotides long. Its product is annotated as carbonic anhydrase 3-like. Gene Ontology annotation, cellular component: cytoplasm. The transcript is spliced from 7 exons. NCBI's taxonomy places the organism in Eukaryota, Metazoa, Chordata, Amphibia, Anura, Bufonidae. Gene Ontology annotation, molecular function: zinc ion binding; carbonate dehydratase activity. The coding region runs from base 34 to 813 and encodes 259 amino acids. The record is from RefSeq and is a predicted model, not a curated record.